Olea europaea var. sylvestris is the source of this 1603-nucleotide messenger RNA. Its product is annotated as inositol-tetrakisphosphate 1-kinase 3-like. Gene Ontology annotation, cellular component: cytoplasm. Gene Ontology annotation, molecular function: inositol-3,4,5,6-tetrakisphosphate 1-kinase activity; inositol-1,3,4-trisphosphate 5-kinase activity; ATP binding. Bases 98 to 1168 code for a protein of 356 amino acids. The transcript is spliced from 11 exons. The record is from RefSeq and is a predicted model, not a curated record. Lineage: Eukaryota; Viridiplantae; Streptophyta; Magnoliopsida; Lamiales; Oleaceae. Gene Ontology annotation, biological process: inositol trisphosphate metabolic process.
UAGCUAAUUCUCGUUUUACUGGUGGCCCGCAACAAACUCUAAUUUAAAGAGGAGAUUGUAUUUCGGGUGAAUUUUAUAAGCGUGUGCUUAUAUACGAAUGGGUGGUGAAGUAACGUGUAAUAAAGUGGAAGAGGAGGAAAAGGUGAGAAACGAGGAGCAGGUGGAGGUGGAGGUGGAGGAGAAAGUGGUAGUACAGAGGAAAUAUACGGCGGUGGUCGAAGGAGGGUUUCCACCGCCGACGAAGGUCGUGGUGGUGGGAUAUGCUCUUACAUCUAAGAAAACUAAAAGCUUUUUGCAACCGAAGCUUGAAGGUUUGGCUAGGAGUAAGGGAAUUCAGUUCGUUUCUAUUGACCCAAAUAAAUGCCUUUCAGAUCAAGGACCCUUCGAUAUCGUGUUGCAUAAGUUAUCAGGAAAGGAAUGGCGACAUAUACUUGAGGAUUAUAGGAAAAACCAUCCUGAAGUCACAGUUCUUGAUCCUCCAGACGCCAUACAGCACCUGCAUAAUCGCCAGUCUAUGCUUCAGGAUGUUGCUGACCUGAACCUGUCAAAUGCCUAUGCUUUGUGUUCAUCUCGUGUAGGAAAAGUAGGUGUCCCAAAACAACUGAUAUUCAAGAAAGAUCCAUCAACAAUUCCUGAGGCAGUCAACAAGGCUGGGCUGAGGUUACCCAUUGUGGCAAAGCCCUUGUUUGCAAAGUCACAUGAGUUAUCUCUAGCAUAUGAUGAAUUCUCUCUUCAGAAUUUGGAACCUCCACUUGUCUUGCAGGAAUUUAUAAAUCAUGGAGGUGUUCUAUUCAAGGUUUAUAUUGUCGGGGAAGCAAUUAAGGUGGUAAGGCGUUUCUCCUUACCUGAUGUCAUUAAGUGCGAGCUCACUAAGAAUGCUGGUGUAUACCACUUUCCAAGAGUAUCUUGCGCCGCUGCUUCAGCCGAUGAAGCAGACUUAGAUCCAUGUGUUGGCGAGCUCCCACCACGACCAUUACUUGAAAAACUGGCAAAGGAACUACGUCGACGACUGGGUCUUCGGCUGUUCAACCUAGAUAUAAUUCGAGAGCAUGGAACUCGAGACCGUUAUUAUGUCAUAGAUAUCAACUAUUUUCCUGGAUAUGGUAAAAUGCCAGAAUAUGAGCACAUAUUUACAGAUUUUCUUUUGAGUCUGGUACAAAGAAAAUAGAGGGGGAAACCUUGUUGAGAGAAAUGUGUGCACGUAUCACUAAAUUUGGAAUAUUAUUCAGCCAUGGAUGUGCAGGACGAAUUGAACUGCAACUCCUGCGACUCAAUUCCAUGUGUGGUGGUAAUGUGGUGAACAAUACCAAAGCAUCAGUUUCUAUUUUGCCGUCAAUUGGCAUACUUGAGGGGCCACCAUCUUUGAAGCAGUUCUGUUCAUAAUUUUGGGUCGUGGCGCUUCAUUUCAUAAUUCCUUUCUUUUCUUCUAACUUCAUGCUUUUAUAUGCUCCAUACACAGAAUUGUUUGGCUCAGCUUGGCUGAAUCCGUUCAACUUGGAGCCCAUGUAAAUUUUUGUUAGCUGAACGUGUACAUUCUAUUGUGAUUCGAAUUUGUUGACACUUCUUUAGUUCUUUACACAAAUCCAACUUUUUCGUGUUCUGU